ACAGUCGUGGACAAGACGAGCGCACGCACACUCGCGCGUAACGCCGAGCUAUAUUGCCCGCAGUGUAUAUAUAAUAGUCACUCACCCCUCCGCGUUGAAAGUGCACGUCAAGCGCUGUUUUGGUGCACCCUGUCGCCGCCGUACACUGUCCAUUUGUUUUUUAUUUGACAUUACAAUAUUAUAUUAUAUCUAUUAACGUGUAGCUUACAAGCGAAAAACCGAAAAAAUCGUUUUUCUACUUUCGGCUUCCCCGCAUCAACCGCUGCCUACGUCAAAGUGCCAAACGCAUCGUACGGAAAACGCACAGCGGCCACUGCAGCAGCAGCAGCGGUAGCAGCAACCUGCAAACUGCACGCGUUAACAGCGACCACGUCGUUAACGUCGCACGCGAACUGCUUGGACGAAAGUCAAAAGGUAUAUAUUAUGUUCUAGAACGUAUUGCGUGUCCGUCAUAUGGUUGGACAGAGGAGGCCAAGUAGAUCAUGUUCAAUAUUGAUAUGGGGUGGCUUUCUAUUGCUUUACGCCGCGCUAACCGCAAUCAUAGAUUGUACUCAGAGCAAUGGGACAAGCACGACAGUUAUUCCAUUGUCGUCCAGUGUCAAGCAAUCUUCAUCCGCAGACCUAGUGACCACGGAUGAUACUUACGCGUCUGGUGACGGUCAAACAAUUCUUCCGACACAAUCGUUACUUCAAAAUGAAAACCAAACUACGGAAAGCAUUUCGGUUCUAAAUACAGCAAACACAUCAACAAUUAUUACCGACGAAGCAACUGAGAAAUGCACUCCACCAGCAAUAAAACAGUUCCCCAGGCCUUUUAUGAGACCCUCGGUGAGACGACGAGGAGGAAUAUUAAUCCACAUAAUUAUAUGUAUUUAUAGCUUCUUAGGACUAGCAAUCGUAUGUGAUCACUAUUUUGUAAAGUCAUUGGAUAGAAUUUGUGAAGAACUUAAAGUAAGCCCUGAUGUCGCGGGUGCAACAUUUAUGGCGGCUGGUAGCUCUGCGCCUGAAUUGGCUACCGUUGUCAUUGGUGUAUUUCUAGCCAAAGACGAUAUAGGUGUUAGCGGAGUCAUCGGAUCUGCCGUUUUCAAUAUUAUGUUUGUCAUAGCUGUUUGUGGCUUAGCAUCCACAACCGUGACCUACCUCAACUGGUGGCCUCUUUGCAGGGAUUCAUUUUUCUACACCAUAAGCAUACUCAUCAUGCUGUUAGCCAUUUAUAAUGAAACUAUAUCAUGGAUCGAAAGUUCUAUGCUGCUUCUGGCGUAUGCGAUAUAUUGUGUGGCGUUGUAUUACAACUUGUACUUGGAAGCAUGGGCCAAUACUUGGAACCUACCUUUUCCACCAAGAAAUCACGGACAAAUAAAUGAAUUGUUUGCGGAUCAAACAUCAGAUAUCAAAGAAGGCCAAGAACAAAUUCAAUUGACUGGUACUAAAAGUCCGACGGGGUAUGACACUACUGGAUCAACUGGAAUAGAUUUACAAGAACAAAAUCAACAGCAGAAAAAUCAACAAAUACAACAAAAUCCAGACUAUUAUAUACCAAAGGUGUAUCAUGAAGCUGAUGAGGUAAAUCCCUUGCUUAAGCCGGAAAAUGGAAAUAUUUUACAUGUUAUUCAAUGGGCCGUUAUGUAUCCAAUUUAUUUUACUUGUUAUUAUACAAUGCCGGACUGUCGGAAAGAAAAUUUCAAAAACUGGUAUGGAUUAACAUUUGUUAUAUCUAUGCUAUGGAUUUCUGUGUAUUCUUAUAUUAUGGUCUGGAUGAUCACAGUAAUUGGUAAUACACUUGGGAUACCAGAUACAGUUAUGGGACUAACGUUUGUUGCAGCUGGAGUUAGUGUACCAGACGCUUUAUCAAGUCUUUCAGUAGUUAAAGAAGGUUACGGUGACAUGGCUGUAUCUAACGCAAUUGGAAGUAACGUGUUUGACAUAUUAGUAUGCCUAGGACUUCCGUGGUUUUUGCAAACUGCUGUAUUUAAUCCCGGGAGCACUGUAAAAGUGUACAGUAAAGGUUUAACUUAUUGUACAUUAACUCUUCUAUCGACCGUAGUAUUUUUGUUGGUGGCAACGCACAUGAAUGGAUGGAAGUUGGAUAGAAAAUUUGGAGCUGUCCUUAUGUUGUGGUAUUUGAUUUUCAUCGCAAUAGCUAGUUUAUACGAAAUGAAUGGUACUAUGAAUCCACCCAGCUGCUUAACCGACUAUUAAUGUUACAUAAAAUAUUUAAACAAUAGGUUACGUUUAAUUUAUUAAUUCAUUUUGGUUUUAAAUAAGUUUGUUUUGUAUUUUUCGUUCAAAAUAACGUUAUUCUCCUGUCGUGCCUGACAGUUCAGCAUCCUGUGAUUUUUUUGUAUAAGUAAUAUAUUAUAAAGAAAAUAUAUAAUAUUAGGUAUAAUACAUUAAGCUAUUAUACUUAAAUUGCGUAUACGCGUUUUCUGGGAUUAAUGCUGAUAUUAUCUGGAAUAAUUAUUUUUAAUUGGACAUAUUAGAAAACUUAUGCCAAUGAUGUUAUCUUUUGAUAAUAUACUGUCUUCAUAUUUUUUAGUUUUAUUUUUUCGUGUUGGACCAUAAGUUAAAUAAAAGUUAUGUUAUUAUUAAUCGCACAAUUUAGAUUAGUUAUAAACGUAUAAUAUGUUGUUCUAUUACAUUUAACGGGGUACGGAACCACGUUUUGCUUUCCAAUUUGAAAUUUUUGGUUUUCUGUACAAUUUUCAAAAUUGUUUCAAUUGAAAUUAUGGCAUAAUUAAAACAACAUUUUGUAAUUAAGUACUAACAUAUUAUGUUAGUUGAAAAUAAUAAUAUUUAUUGUUAUUAUAUCUCCAAUUAUUAAUAAUAUACCUAGGUAAAUAUAGUUAACAUUUUUUAAUGUUAUUACUUUAUUAUUAUUUUGUUAUUUAAAGUUUUUUUUUUUUAUUAUUGUUUUAUUAAAAGGUCUGAAUAUUAAUAAUAUAAAUAUUUGCAAUAAAAUAAUAUAUUUAGAAAACAAUAUUAUGAUUACCUACUCUAAACUUAAGAGUGUUGAUGCAAUUUAUUUAACUUCAAUAAUAUCAUUAAAUAGUAUUAAAUUAUUUAUUUGAUACUAUUAUAAUCGAGACAAUAAUUAGUUUCAUAAGUCAUAUAUUAUUAAAUUUGUAUAGAUAGUUAAUUUUAAGACAAUGUUAUUAAACUUUUAGCUUGUUUACGUCAUAUAAAUUGUACUUAUAUAAUAUGAGUACCGUAUCAUAUAUAACACUAUAAUAACUUAUAAGUAAUUUAUAAACUAUAAAAUCUAUCAUAUAUAUAUUACCUACCCGUUGGCCUUUACCAUAUUAUAUUCUGCUUAAUUAAUAUUCUUCAUACCAUUAUGUUUUUAUAAUAUACCUAAUACCUAUCCUUGUUGACUAUGAUUAAAACAUUUUCUAAAUUAUUAUUUUUAUGCAUAAGCAGUAAAUUGGAUUUGUAACCCUAAAUUUAUUGUUACUUAGUUUUUAUUUAAUGCUAUAAUAUUUUACUAGUUAUACAAUAAUUAUGUUAUCAUCUUCUAUUUUGUAAGUUAGUUAUAUGACUUAUCACUUAGGUACCUAUAUCUAUAAAACCUAUUUAGUAUUUACCUAUACGACUAUACGAUAUCCUAUAUAUACUCAAACAUUAAAUGUAUUAUUAUUUUCGAACUAACAUUAAAACAUUAUAGCCUAAUGGUAAUGAUUAUUAGACGAUAUUAUAUUAGUUUAUUAAAACUAAUAGAAAGCACAAAUACCUAUACCUAUACAACAAUUAACAAUCGAACUAAUUUUGAAUUACUUAAUAAAUGUUUAAAAUGCAAUAGGUAUCCCACGACCACGAGUAUAUCGAUAUGUUAACUACUUUUAUGCGUGUUUCAAGUUAUCUUAAAUUAAUUAUUAUUUAUUAUAUGUUAAUAAUGUAAAAUAUUUUAAAAUUUACUAUACUAUAUUACAAUUAUAUAUUAAUAUAUAAAUAUAUAUACUGAUAUUCGGUUAGUCAUGUACUAUUGUUACACAGUUAAAAUCCAUUUAUUUAUAUCGAAAAAACGUUUAAGUAAAUAUACUGCGUAUGUUCAUUUUCU
Molecule: messenger RNA, 4054 nt
Organism: Metopolophium dirhodum (rose-grain aphid)
Lineage: Eukaryota; Metazoa; Arthropoda; Insecta; Hemiptera; Aphididae
Product: probable sodium/potassium/calcium exchanger CG1090
Exons: 10
Coding region: 454-2199 (581 amino acids)
Biological process (GO): calcium ion transmembrane transport; intracellular calcium ion homeostasis
Cellular component (GO): membrane
Molecular function (GO): calcium, potassium:sodium antiporter activity; calcium channel activity
Source: RefSeq, a predicted model, not a curated record